UUAGUAGUUUUAGUGGCAAUUUCAAGUCUGAGGGUUGACCUUGGUUUCAUGACAUCUGAGCUUGUUCCAGAUGCUCCGUGGUAUUUCGGAGAAAUUAGUAGAGAAAAGGCUAAUGAGAUUCUUAUCGACCAACCAGUUGGAACGUUUUUAAUACGUGACAGCACUACUAAAUCUGGUUAUGUCCUGGCAAUAAAAGAAGCCAACGAAGUUAAGCGCUAUCUCUUAACAUGGGCUCCGCAGCUAAAAAAGUUCAAGUUUGGUGAUACCCUGUAUUCUUCUUUGGAGGAGCUUGUAAGACUUCAUACAUCACACUCUUCAAGUACACGAAUGAGACAACCAGCACAGAAGGCGACUUACGCAGCAUUGUAUUCAUUCCAAGCACAGGAAGAGAGUGACCUUUCGUUUCAGAGGGGAGACUUGUUAACCUUCAUAAGACAGAAACGUGACUGGAUACUCUGCAAGUCAAGUGAUAACCAAGUUGGUUGGGUGCCUUCAAAUUAUCUCACUCCUUUCACACCUGAAAUUGUAGCCAGAUUAAAGGGACACUGUGAUCAAGUUGGCUUAACAUAUUGUCAUAUGCUGAAAUCAAUUCAACUACCUGCUACUGGGAAGGUUGUUAGAGCAAGAAAUCCAAGCAUCUUUGCGACAGGACAUCUGAAAGUUGAAUGUGAUGAUGAAGUACAGAUAAGAAAGUUACUUCCUGAUGGAUUCUGUGAUGUUUGGCGUGAACGUGAUCAAGUGGGUGGUUUAGUGCCGAUAAAUUUCUUAAAAAUUGAAUGCAACUAAUCAAAUCAAGCUGAUGAUGUGGGUUUUUUGGCUUCUGUUAAUAACUCUCUUUUGUUUUAAAGAAUGAAUAAGAAGUAAAAGCCCUAAUUAUUUGCAUUUUAAUCAAUUUACUUAUACAUUUGUAUAUGAUUGAUAAUAUUGAUAUUUGUACUUUGAUUUCAUUAAUAUAAUAAGAAUUAUAUUAUACUUUACAAAAUU
This is a messenger RNA of Trichobilharzia szidati, 984 nucleotides long. The record is from the annotation of a GenBank genome assembly. NCBI's taxonomy places the organism in Eukaryota, Metazoa, Platyhelminthes, Trematoda, Strigeidida, Schistosomatidae.